GGGGGUAAUGACCUACGCCCAAUUCGGGGUGCAUGGUCGUGAACUGGAUGGGACGAAUGUUCUUAUUAUACCUGCCGCCUUUCUCUUUCUCGACUUGCCUUCCCUCUCUUUUAUCCCCAUCUCCAGCUUGUUGAGUCGUUAAUACGCGGUCUGAUAGCCAGCCGUUGCGACCGUUUGGUUUGCGUCCUUUUAUUGUUCUCGUUGAUCACUACACUCAUUACCUACCGGUUUCGGCCACUUCACUACCUUUUUUGUCUAUAAUAAUCGUAAUCACUCAUUCAAAUGCAUUUCACAAGAUCACUUGCUGCGGCCGCGCUCUCGGCCGCCCCGGUCCUGGCCACAAAGUCUUACAAGGUUAACACCUAUUGGGGACAAGCAGGUGUUGGUGACACCCUCGGCCAGUACUGUGAAUCGACUUCCAUCGACUACAUUACCCUUGGCUUCGUGAACAACUCACCUGAACACGGAAAUGGCACUCAUUACCCAGGAACCAACUUCGCUGCACACUGCGCGGCCGAUGUCUAUGUCAAAAAUGGUCAGAACUCGAAGCUCCUCAGCGGUUGUUCGUUCAUCAAGGACGACAUCAAGAAGUGCCAGACCCUAGGCAAGAAGGUUCUGCUCUCGAUUGGUGGUGAGAUGAACUGGCAAAGCGACUACUCCGUAUCUUCGGUUGCCGAAGGCGAGUACUUUGCCCAAUUCAUGUUCGAGGCUUUCGGCCCUUUCCAGUCUGGCUAUGAAGGCCCCCGACCAUUCGAUAUCGGCGAGUACGACCAUACCUGUGUUGAUGGUUUUGACUUUGAUAUUAAGACCAAGUUUGCUGACCAGCAACCCUACAUCGCAAUGAUUAACAAGUUGCGUGAGCUUAUCAACAACUAUGAUGAGGACAUCAUCCUCACCGCCGCGCCUCAAUGCCCCCUGUCCACCCAGUACUUCCAGAUGGACAGCAUCCUGGCUGAGGCCCAAUUCGACAAGAUCUGGAUCCAGUUCUACAACAACGAGGGCUGCGACGCAACGACCGAGGCCUUCAACUACGAUGACUGGGAGACUUUCAUCGAGACCACUGCCAACAAAGACGCGGAGCUUUACAUCGGUCUUCCGGGAUCCCCCAAUGCUGCCGCCUCCGGGUAUAUCACGCCUGAAGCGGCAAAGACCCUUAUCUGCGACUACCGCUCCAAGGCACACUUUGGUGGUGUUAUGCUGCGGGAUGCAUACUACGCGUCGCAGAAUAUUAAGGAUAGCAAGACUUACUACGACUCAAUUCACGAGGCUCUUCAGUAUGGCGCAUGCGAUGGUGAUGCUAUUAGCAGUUCAUCCUACGUUGUGUCUUCGACGACUUCGUCCAACAGCAGCUCGCAUGCCUCCUCUACCGUGAGUGAGACAUAUUCCGGCACCUCAAAUGCAUCAUCGACUGAGCGCACCACGUCUUACCCCAUCUCAUCAACAACAUUGUCCGCUCCGUUCCCGACCAUCACCGUACCUCCAUACAGGAAUUCGUCGUUCAGCAUCCGCACCCGUACCUACACCAGCAGCUCAACCAGCUCUGAUGAUAACGACGAUUACUGCACGGAUGAUUGUGACGAUGAAACAACUGCCUACUCCGUUACUACGACGUACAGCUACCCGGCGACUGAGAGUUUGAGCAGUAGCUCCUACGCUAUCACGAGUAGCACUACCGCCCCGGAGACGACCUCUAACACGUUGUCAUACGGUGCUACCCCGACCAUCACUGGCGACUCGCUUCCUGAGGACGAGACUUCAAGCUCAUAUACCAUGUCGGAGACCUCGAGCUAUUCUGCCACUACUACCUAUGGUGCUUCGGAGACCACCACAUAUGGUAUCUCUGAGACCACGACUUACGGUGCUUCGGAGACUUCCACAUAUGGUAUCUCUGAGACUACGACGUACGGUGCUUCGGAAACUUCCGCAUAUGGUAUCUCUGAGACCACGACUUACGGUGCUUCGGAGACUUCCACACAUGGUAUCUCUGAGACCACAACGUACGGUGCUUCAGAAACUUCCGCAUAUGGUAUCUCUGAGACUACGACGUACGGUGCUUCGGAUACCUUCACAUAUGGUAUCUCUGAGACUACGACGUACGGUGCUUCGGAUACCUUCACAUAUGGUAU
Messenger RNA from Pseudomassariella vexata, 2126 nucleotides. RefSeq names its product glycoside hydrolase superfamily. Gene Ontology annotation, biological process: carbohydrate metabolic process. The transcript has 5 exons. The record is from RefSeq and is a predicted model, not a curated record. The annotation marks the transcript as partial. Gene Ontology annotation, cellular component: extracellular region. Gene Ontology annotation, molecular function: chitinase activity. NCBI's taxonomy places the organism in Eukaryota, Fungi, Ascomycota, Sordariomycetes, Amphisphaeriales, Pseudomassariaceae.